Molecule: messenger RNA, 2133 nt
Organism: Yarrowia lipolytica CLIB122
Lineage: Eukaryota; Fungi; Ascomycota; Dipodascomycetes; Dipodascales
Biological process (GO): phospholipid translocation; endocytic recycling; post-Golgi vesicle-mediated transport
Cellular component (GO): plasma membrane
Molecular function (GO): magnesium ion binding; ATP binding; ATPase-coupled intramembrane lipid carrier activity
Source: RefSeq, a predicted model, not a curated record
AUGACUAGAAAAGACGGAGGAAGGGGGUCCCUCGACUUCACAACAGAGGGCCUCAAUGAGGCGCCGCCUCGAGUGUCGCAGGAUGAUUCCAACAGUCAACGGCCACGGGAACGACCACAUAUCACGUUCUCACCUUCUACUAACGACGUGCCGCAUUCACAACGGUCACCACCACCACCACAACAACAGCCACAUAGCCCCCGACGGCCUCGAGGGAACUCUCUGAGAACACAGCUUUUUGAGCGUCAUCGACAACAGCAGCAGCAACAGGCGCCAGACACGACAAACGACACAAGCAUGGAUAUAUCAGGGGAUUACAGCUGGGCUACGGACCCUUCAGAAGAUGACCUGAAGGAGGGACCGUACCAGCGGGAGGACAGUUUUGAAGAGGUGACUCCUCAGGACAUUGACAAGAGCAUUGAUGACUCGGAACCGUUAGCACGAACGUCCUCCGUUGGAAGCAAACGGUUAUCGCGUAUGGCGACCCAAUUUUCGACUACACCCGGCAACAUUUCAGAGCGGCUGCCAAACUACGCCCUGGAGAACAGCAAGCCCAACUCGUUCAAGGAAAACCUGCUCUCGUGGGGUCCACAGAAACAGGUGGUCAAGUAUUUUGGAAAGGUGCACGACUUCGUGCUCAACAUUCAGCAUCUGCCUCCCUCUCGCGAUGGCCGCCAGUUGCCUCUGGAGGUGCCAACGGGAAAGAGAGAGCUUCUGGACGAGCGACGAAACAAGAAGUUCAUCGAUAACGAAAUCAAGUCUUCUAUUUAUACACCGUGGUCGUUCCUGCCUCGACAGCUUUACGCCCAAUUCUCGAAGCUGGCCAACCUCUACUUCUUGGCCGUGUCCAUCAUGCAGAUGAUUCCCAGUUGGUCUACCACGGGUACUUAUACCACAAUCGCACCACUCAUGUUCUUCAUUUGCGUCUCCAUGGCCCGCGAAGGUUACGACGAUUGGCGACGACACAGACAGGAUAAGGCAGAAAACUACCGGUUGGCCAAGGUGGCGAUAAAGAGGGAUAAGGGUGGAACCAUCAGUGAGACCAGCAGCUCAAGAAACAUGGAACUUGACUCUUUCUCCUCUGGGGACUCUAUAUCUGGCGCCUCGCCAAUCGAGUUCAAGGAGGUUUAUUGGAAAGAUAUCAUGGCUGGAGAUAUUGUCAAACUCAAGCAGGACGACUGGAUUCCUGCAGAUAUGAUCGUUUUGUGGGCUGACGGUAUGGGCGACCAGGCCUAUAUCGAGACCAUGGCUCUGGAUGGUGAAACCAACUUAAAACCCAGAGAAGCUCUACCUCAGAUCCAAACGCAAUGCAGCACGGACGCGGGACUGGCCAAGCUCAACGGCCAUCUCAACACCGAGGAUCCCAACAUUGAUUUGUACAACUUUGAGGGUCGGUUGGAAUACGAGGGUGACACAUACUCGCUUGGACCCCAAAAUGUGGUAUACCGAGGCUCCAUUCUUCGAAACACUCCUAAUAUGCUUGGAGUGGUCAUCUUCACUGGUGAAGAAUCUAAGAUUCGAAUGAACGCCAUCAAGAACCCUCGAACCAAGGCACCCCGACUCCAGUCCAUGGUCAACAGGAUCGUUAUGGUCAUGGUGGCAUUUGUACUCAUUCUUUCUGCAUUCUGCACAGGUGCCUCUUCAAUCUACUACCAUUCCGAUGGUCGACACAUGUGGUACCUCAGAGGUCUGGAAGUCGGUGUUGUGCCCAACCUGAUGGGUUUUAUCAUCAUGUACAACACUCUGAUCCCCCUGUCUCUGUAUGUGGCACUGGAGAUUGUGAAGGUCUUUCAGAUCUACUUCAUUCAAUCCGACAUUGACAUGUAUUACAUUCCAUCCAACACCCCUUGCGAAGCCCAUACUGCUACAAUCAAUGAGGAGCUGGGUCAGGUGAGUUACAUCUUUACUGACAAGACUGGUACUCUCACUGAAAACCUGAUGGUGUUCAGAAAGAUGAGUGUUGGAGGGCGAGCGUGGAUCCACGAGCUGGACUGCAUGCUUGAGGCUGCCAAGGCCGCCAAUGCAGUCAAGGAGGCCCGAAACUCCACCGAGAUGAGUAAGUUGGCAGGCAAGGCAGGUGUUGGAGAUUUGUUGAUCCACAAGCCUCGACGGUCUCGAAAGUCUCUCCGAUAG